This is a messenger RNA of Panthera uncia (snow leopard), 3276 nucleotides long. It is a transcript of the gene EPN2, whose product is annotated as epsin 2. The coding region runs from base 1262 to 3184 and encodes 640 amino acids. Lineage: Eukaryota; Metazoa; Chordata; Mammalia; Carnivora; Felidae. The transcript is spliced from 10 exons. The record is from RefSeq and is a predicted model, not a curated record. Gene Ontology annotation, biological process: endocytosis. Gene Ontology annotation, cellular component: clathrin vesicle coat; plasma membrane; endosome. Gene Ontology annotation, molecular function: clathrin binding; phospholipid binding.
CUCAGGUCAUGAUCUCGCGGUCCGUGAGUUCGAGCCCCGCGUCAGGCUCUGGGCUGAUGGCUCAGAGCCUGGAGCCUGCUUCCGAUUCUGUGUCUCCCUCUCUCUCUGGCCCUCCCCCGUUCAUGCUCUGUCUCUCUCUGUCUCAAAAAUAAAUAAACGUUAAAAAAAAUAAAUAAAUAAAUUGCUCUGGGCCUUGGUGUCUGCACGUAGGUGAGUCCUCAGGCCCUUCUGGCUCCAGCAUCUUUGCCCCUGCUCACGUGGCUUGGUGAGCUGGCUGGGGACGGGACCUCCAUCCGGUGGCCAGCUGAACAGGGGUAGGAAAAGAGUUUCUCCCCCACCAUUUUCUGGCCUCUCAAACACAGAGGCAAGAGGCGCCUUUCCAGGCUGCAGCGUCAGCAGGGACAAAUUCAUUGUUCUCGUGACUUUGAGCCCUGGAUGGGACUGAAGCCAGAAGGAAUAUAUACGAAGUACAGAAUAGGACCAGAGGCCAGAGGUCUGGGAUCAAAUCCUGGUCCUAACCCCUGCUGGCAGUGCGGCCUGGGCUGGUUCCUGAACCUCUCUGUGCCUUAGCUUCCUCCUCUGUAAAAGGAGGGUAAUAAUAAUAGCUCCUGCUAGGACUGUUAAUGGAGAUUUAAUAAGGAAACGCGUGUGUUCUCAGAACAUGCCUGGCAUAUAGUUGGGGCUCAAUUAGUAUUUGCUAGUUUCUAUUAAAGAGCGUCUUCUCUUUCUCCUGCUGUUCUAAGGCUAUUCUAUCACAGUUACUAGUAACAAAGAAUUAGCACACGGAGACCUUUCUUGGAAAUGCCAGCCACAGAGAAAAGCCGGAGCCGGUGACCCUGUUUACCAGGUUGCCGUGUGGUCAGGAAAUGGGCGCUUGUGGACCAACAGACUGGUAGACGAUAUCCACCCAGCACGGUUUUCACGGAGAAGCUCCCGUGGGCUUUUGUCUCCUGCUUUGGAAGUUCUUUUUGAGUCGCCCUCGGGGACGUGCCGAGUAACAUCCUUACCGACGUCCUCCCCUUGGUGGUGCCGGGAAGAGGACGCAGAUAUUUGGACACCUGUUGUUUGCCAGUGUCUCUCCAGGCACCUCGGUCAUGGCUUCUGGCUUCUCGGACCUGAGGCUCCAGCGGAGGACAUGACUCUCAGGGAUCCUACUCCAGAUCUGUUGCGGAGACUGAACCUUCGCAGGGCACGAACUCGCCCAGGACAGGAGAAUCUCUCUCUCUGAAGGGCUCUACGAGUGUCGCCAAGAAAAGUAACAAUGGCGACUUCGUCUAUCAGACGGCAAAUGAAAAACAUCGUGAACAAUUACUCGGAAGCGGAAAUAAAGGUCCGGGAAGCCACCUCCAAUGACCCGUGGGGCCCGUCCAGCUCCCUGAUGACGGAGAUCGCGGACCUGACCUACAACGUGGUGGCCUUCUCCGAGAUCAUGAGCAUGGUGUGGAAGCGGCUCAACGACCACGGCAAGAACUGGCGGCACGUGUACAAGGCGCUGACGCUGCUGGACUACCUCAUCAAGACGGGCUCCGAGCGGGUGGCCCAGCAGUGCCGCGAGAACAUCUUCGCCAUCCAGACCCUGAAGGACUUCCAGUACGUGGACCGCGAUGGCAAGGACCAGGGCAUCAACGUGCGCGAGAAGUCGAAGCAGCUGGUGGCCCUGCUCAAGGACGAGGAGCGGCUGAAGGCCGAGAGGGCCCAGGCUCUCAAAACCAAAGAGCGCAUGGCCCAGGUCGCCACCGGCAUGGGGAGCAACCAGAUCACCUUCGGCCGCGGCUCCAGCCAGCCCAACCUCUCCACCAGCUACUCGGAGCAGGAGUACGGCAAGGCCGGGGGCUCGCCCGCCUCCUACCAUGGCUCGCCCGAGGCCUCGCUGUGCCCCCAGCACCGCGCAGGGGCCCCGCUGGGUCAGAGCGAGGAGCUGCAGCCGCUGAGCCAGCGCCACCCCUUCCUGCCGCACCUGGGGCUGGCCUCCCGCCCAAAUGGCGACUGGUCCCAGCCCUGCCUCACUUGUGACCGCGCAGCCCGAGCCACCUCCCCGAGGGUGUCCUCUGAGCUGGAGCAGGCCCGGCCCCAGACAAGCGGAGAAGAAGAGUUGCAGCUACAGCUGGCACUUGCCAUGAGCAGAGAGGUAGCAGAGCAGGAAGAGCGCCUCCGGCGGGGUGAUGACCUCAGAUUACAGAUGGCCCUAGAAGAGAGCCGAAGAGACACAGUUAAAGUUCCCAAAAAGAAAGAGCAUGGCUCCCACCCACAGCAGACCACUCUGUUGGAUUUAAUGGACGCCCUCCCCAGCUCGGGCCCUGCUGCCCAGAAAGCAGAGCCUUGGGGCCGGUCAGCCUCAGCCAACCAGACGAACCCCUGGGGCGGGCCGGCAGCCCCAGCCAGCUCUUCAGACCCCUGGCCAUCGUUCGGUGCCAAGCCAGCUGCCCCCGUCGACCCGUGGGGAGUGCCCACCGGAGCCAGCAUACCCUCCGUCUCCAAGGGCUCGGACCCCUGGGCAGCCCCACAGCAGCAGGCCCCCAGUGCUGGGAAAACAGCCGACGCCUGGGCCGCAGCCUCGGCCGCCAAGCCUGUUUCGGCCACUGGGGCCUUUGAUCUCUUCAGUAAUUUGAAUGGUACAAUUAAAGAUGACUUUUCUGAAUUUGACAACCUCCGAACUUCAAAAAGAACAGCUGAGGCGGUGGCCUCUCCACCGUCCCAAAACAACGGAACUACAAGCCCCGACCCCUUUGAGUCUCAGCCCCUGACCGCCACCUCGAGCAAGCCCAGCAGCUCCCGGAAAACCCCCGAGUCCUUCCUGGGCCCCAACGCGGCCCUGGUGAACCUGGACUCGCUGGUGACCAGGCCAGCCCCGCCGGCCCAGUCCCUCAACCCGUUCCUGGCACCAGGUGCAGCCGCAGCCUCGGCCCCUGUCAACCCCUUCCAGGUGAACCAGCCCCAGCCGCUGACGCUGAACCAGCUGCGGGGGAGCCCAGUCCUGGGGACCAGCACGUCCUUUGGGCCGAGCCCGGGGGUGGAGCCCGUGGCUGUGGCCUCCAUGACCUCCACAGCCCCGCACCCAGCUCUGGGGGGCAGCGGUUCCUCCCUGACGCCACUGGGCCCCGCCACGAUGAACAUGGGGGGCAGUGUGGGCAUCCCCCCGUCGGCAGCUCAGGCCGCCGGCACAACCAACCCUUUCCUCCUCUAGUGCCCGGGCCUGGGACCCACCACAGAGGGAAUGCCCAGAGCAUCUGUGCCUGAGGACGCCCAGCAGGGACUCGAUUGCAGAAGGGGGGGUGG